GGGUGGAUAAACCAAAAUUGAUAAGGCCAAGGAGAAUAGGAAAAUGAAAGAAAAUUAAAAAGGAAAGAAGGAGGUGGAUUCCUUACACAUAACGCAUCUCUUGGGUUGGGAUUUUUGGUUCGGAGAUAGCUUUGGUGGUCGUGUAAGACGACUUUGUUGUGUGGAUAAGAACGAUCCCUCUACUUCUUUCAUUCUCUCAUAAUAGUAUUAUGCUCUUUCUCUCUUAGAAAACACCCUCUACCGCCUCUAAGUCCUACAAGAACCCAUCCCCUCCCCAGCCGCUCCCAAAAUCUCACUCUUCUUACUCUUCUUCCUCCAAGAGAAGUAAACAACCCUCACAUUCACCACAGCAGCACACACAGACAAAGACAACCUUGUUUGUCUCCAAUCAAAACCUUUCAAGCUGGCGUUCGAAAACCAAGACAACCCUGUCCGAGAAAUCAAGCCCAAGAAUAGGAGAAUCAUGGGUGCUGGAGGCCCUGAUGAUGAGGACAACAACAGGUGGCCACCGUGGCUGAAGCCUCUGCUAAAAGAAAGUUUCUUUGUUCAAUGCAAGCUUCACGCUGAUUCGCACAAGAGCGAGUGCAACAUGUACUGCUUGGAUUGUAUGAACGGUGCUCUCUGCUCUCUCUGCCUCGCUUACCAUAAAGAUCAUCGUGCUAUUCAGAUAAGGAGGUCCUCAUACCAUGAUGUGAUUAGGGUGAAUGAGAUUCAGAAGGUGUUGGACAUCACAGGGGUCCAAACCUACAUUAUCAACAGCGCGAGGGUUGUUUUCUUGAAUGAGAGGCCGCAGCCAAGGCCUGGUAAAGGUGUCACCAACACUUGUGAAGUCUGCGAGCGUAGCCUUCUUGAUUCCUACCGAUUCUGUUCUCUAGGUUGUAAGAUUGUUGGGACUUCAAGGAACUUCCUGAAGAAAAAGUCAGCGGCAAUGGUAUCAGACUCAGAGGAUUCUUACAGCAGCAACAGCAGCCAUGGGAAGAAGAACAGCUUCACACCUUCCACACCGCCACCAACUUUUGUUAAUUACAGAACGGCCAAGAGAAGAAAGGGAAUUCCACACCGUGCCCCAAUGGGAGGGCUAGUCAUAGAAUACUAGAAAGUUAGUAACUUUUGGUUAUUUGCUAUAAUGCCCCUGAUAUAUUUUACCUCAAAAUGCAACUUUCUCCGUGCAGUUUCACCCGUUCCAACAUACGUGAGCUUUUUGCUGAAAAAGGCCGGUGCUGGAAGUGUUUCCUUCUCUGUUCCUUACUUGUUAAUAGCGUUUGUCUAUAUGGGAAAAUUCCAAUAGAAGUGGGAAAAAAGGUUGAGAAAGUAGAAAAAAAUAAGACAUCUGUGAAAUAGUUUGAGAAAAAGAAUGGUGUAGCAAAAUAAGCAAAGUUCCUUUCAACCAAAGUACAAGAAGAUGAGGAACAUUAUAGGUUUGGUUUCUAGAGCUAUUAUACCUAAGUUUUGGGUGGUGGGUGUAAAUAGUGGCUUGGGGAAGAAGACAGUGACAAUGUACUCUUUACAAAUAGGUGGAUUGUCUAUAUAUGGAAUGGUGAAAUAAUAAAUAGUACUAAUAGUUUUUCUUAAA
Molecule: messenger RNA, 1573 nt
Organism: Glycine soja
Lineage: Eukaryota; Viridiplantae; Streptophyta; Magnoliopsida; Fabales; Fabaceae
Exons: 4
Coding region: 464-1096 (210 amino acids)
Source: RefSeq, a predicted model, not a curated record